Messenger RNA from Coniosporium apollinis CBS 100218, 2511 nucleotides. RefSeq lists its product as uncharacterized. Gene Ontology annotation, molecular function: small GTPase binding; guanyl-nucleotide exchange factor activity; ubiquitin binding. NCBI's taxonomy places the organism in Eukaryota, Fungi, Ascomycota, Dothideomycetes. Gene Ontology annotation, biological process: vesicle-mediated transport. Bases 1 to 2511 code for a protein of 836 amino acids. The record is from RefSeq and is a predicted model, not a curated record. The transcript is spliced from 6 exons. Gene Ontology annotation, cellular component: endocytic vesicle; cytosol.
AUGUCUCAACAGCAACAUACCGAAACCCCUGUGGAUCCCUUACGAGCGAGCAACAAGACAAUAGCGGACCUAGAGGAGACGAAGGGAGCGAGCCCCGCACACACUUCGGCUCAGAAGAGCUCCCAAGCGUUGGAAGCAUCCAAUGCUGAUACCAGCCAAGACCAAGGCGUGGAGGUAACGCCCGGGGAUGGUGGAUAUCCUGGGGAGCAAAACGGUAUCUCGCCAUCUGGAACCAACCUAGGCGGACCUUUGCUCUCAUUCGACGAAGAUGGCCCUGGACGGGAGCUGAAUGCCAGCACGGGCAAAGGUACGGAGGAGGCGGAGCAACCAAGGUCGCGGUCACCAGAUGCCGCAGGUUCAAUAGCUGCACAGACGGCUGCCCUGUCGCUGAACCGAGGCGGCCGCAACGAUUUGGCCAACAAACAACGGGUCCGCUCCCCUACACCUCCACCACCGCCCCCGAAAGAUGAGAAGUACCUAAAUCAGCGCGAAGACGAGAUGACGCGGUCAAAGUCACCCGGUGUGGUGCAAGGGCAGCAGAUGGUCAAUAGUGCGCCUGGCACGCCAGAGGUGGAGUACAAUGAGAAGUAUCCGCUAGAAGCAGGGGAUUACGCUGCGGGCCAAGAGGAGGGCAUGGGCGCGGUGGAUGACACCAGGUCGGAAAUACAGAGCAUCAUGGAGCAGUUUGACGAGGGCAUGGGUGGAGCAGGUAUGCAGGAGAUCAUGUCGCCCCGUAUGGAAAUAGCGCAGCCGAUGCUAGGAUCGCCAGUGUCCCAUCCCCCGCGAAAGUCAAGUCUCGAGCCACUCAACAAAGUAACCUCCUCAUCAAGCGUCGUCUCCGGCUUUUCGCUAGAUCCAGCCUUGCAAUUACCGCCUCGAAGAUCAUCUGUGCAAGGGGCAAGCGCUGAGGAUGCAUCCAAGGAGCAGUCUGGAGAUCCGGAUCGCACCUCCUCUCCAAAACAUUCGGUCUCAAUACACCAACCACCUCCACCCUCACCUGAUCCAGAACCAGAUCUCCCAUUCGACUUUCAUCGCUUCCUAGGCCAACUCCGGCAUCGAACCGCCGACCCUGUUGCCAAGUUUCUGCGCUCCUUCCUGCUGGAGUUUGAGAAGAAGCAAUGGAUGGUCCACGAGCAAGUCAAGAUCGUCAGUGAUUUCCUAGAAUUCAUCAGCAAGAAAAUGGCGCAGUGUGAGGUCUGGCGAACGGUGUCAGAUGCCGAAUUUGACAACGCGCGAGAAGGCAUGGAGAAGCUUGUUAUGAACCGGCUAUAUAAUCAGACUUUUUCGCCGGCUAUUCCGCCUCCAGAGCCAGCCCCAGGCGGUAAAAGCAGGCGAAGAGGAGCGCAACCGCCAUCUGGUCCUGGCAGAAGAGGCCAGCAUCAGGAAGAUGUGGAGAGAGACGAGGUGCUAGCACAGAAGGUGCGGAUUUAUGGAUGGGUAAAGGAGGAACAUCUCGAUAUCAAGCCAGUCAACGACAAAGGAAUGAAGUUUUUGAAGUUGGCUCAGCAGGAGAUAUUGAAGAUCAACAGUUACCGUGCACCUAGGGACAAGGUCAUCUGCGUGCUUAAUUGCUGCAAAGUCCUUUUUGGGUUCUUACGCAGUUCGCAAGCCGACCAGUCCGCCGACUCAUUCGUACCCUUACUCAUCUACACCGUUCUGCAUGCAAACCCAGACCAUCUUGUCUCCAAUGUUCAGUAUAUCCUCCGCUUCCGCAACCAGGACAAGCUUGGGGGUGAAGCCGGCUACUACAUCUCUUCUCUGAUGGGCGCCGUCCAAUUCAUCGAAAGCCUCGACCGAACCUCCCUCACCAUCUCCGACUCCGACUUCGAAAAGAACGUCGAAGCCGCCGUCUUCGCGAUCGCGGAGCGUCAACCCGCCGAAGAGGAACGCCAGCGACCAAGCACCCACCACCGCCGCCAACUCUCCCAACCCCGCAACGGCUCACCGCACAUGACGACCCUCUCCGAAAAGUCCACCCUCGCCCGCCCAGAAGUCACCCCCCGCAACUCCCUCGAAGCCGAGCGCUCCUCCCCGCGCCGCUCCGCUUCAACGCGGAACGGCCCCACCACCGCAGAAGGGGACCGCAGCAAAGACGAAGAAAACGCCGCCGUUGCUGGCCUCCUGCGCACCAUCCAACGCCCACUCUCGACGAUCGGCCGUAUCUUCUCCGACGACAGCACGCCGCAUAUCGCACCUCCGCCACACGGGCCGGGUCCUGCACUGACGCCUCAGCCGGGAUCGACGCCUCGACUCUCGCCUGCGCUGCCGACACAGCCGCAAAGACGGAGUAGUGACGAUGGGAGGGCCGCGGAGGACUCGGCUGCGCGGCAGGCGAGCGCGGAGGCGGAAGAGGCGAGGAGGAUUCAGCGGCAGGAGCAUAGGGUUGUGGUUGAGACGCUUGCGGGGAUGUUUCCGGGACUGGAUAGGGAGGUUAUUGGGGAUGUUGUUAGGCUUAAGGAGGGGAGGGUUGGUGCGGCUGUCGAUGCAUGCCUGGCGUUGAGUAAUCCGUAG